Molecule: messenger RNA, 157 nt
Organism: Schistosoma bovis
Lineage: Eukaryota; Metazoa; Platyhelminthes; Trematoda; Strigeidida; Schistosomatidae
Source: the annotation of a GenBank genome assembly
UGAACCAACUUUGUUGGGACGGAAAUUGUCAAUUAUCGGUGAUGAAUUAGAUCAGGAAUUAAUGAAUAUUAAGAUGGUUAAUAUGGAAUCUUGUUUACAACAAAGAGUUAUUAAUGAAUUUUCUGUUAUCUUGAUAAAUCAAUCGUAUGAACAAGAG